AGCUGGGCAGCGGGCGAAGGGCGGGUCGGGCUUCCGGUUAGAGAAACCGUCGCGUUUGUGGGGCGCCGCCUCAGCUGGCAGUCACCCCCGCGCAGGGCAGGGAGCCUCUCCGACACCAUGGGGGCCGUGCUGGGCGUCUUCUCCCUCGCCAGCUGGGUUCCAUGCCUCUGCAGUAGCGCCUCAUGUUUGCUGUGCAGUUGCUGUCCCAGCAUAAAGAAUUCUACUGUGACUCGACUCAUCUAUGCUUUUAUUCUCAUCCUUGGCACUGUUUUGUCUGCGAUCAUGAUGACAGAAGGCAUACAGACGGAGCUGAAGAAAAUUCCUGGAUUCUGUGAAGGAGGAUUUCAAAUCAAGGUGACUGAUACAAAGGCAGAUAAAGAUUGUAAUGUGCUGGUCGGUUUUAAAGCUGUGUAUCGGAUCAACUUUGCUUUGGCCAUCUUCUUCUUUGCCUUCUUUUUGCUCAUGUUAAAAGUAAAAACAAGUAAAGACCCCAGAGCAGCCGUACACAAUGGGUUUUGGUUCUUCAAAAUUGCUGCCAUUGUUGGUAUCAUGGUUGGAGCUUUCUACAUCCCUGGCGGCCACUUCACUUCAGUCUGGUUUGGUGUUGGCAUGUCAGGGGCUGCUUUCUUCAUCCUUAUCCAACUGGUGCUCUUGGUAGACAUGGCUCACUCUUGGAAUGAAUCAUGGGUAAAUCGAAUGGAGGAAGGAAACCCAAGGGUCUGGUAUGCUGCUUUGCUGUCUUUUACAAGCUUCUUUUAUAUUUUGUCAAUCAUCUUUGCUGCGCUGCUCUACACAUUUUACACCAAACCACAUGGCUGCACAGAAAACAAGGUCUUCAUCAGUAUUAACCUGAUUCUUUGCAUUGUGGUUUCUGUGCUAUCCAUCCUCCCCAAAAUUCAGGAACACCAGACUCAUUCUGGCCUCUUGCAGUCCUCCAUCAUCACUCUCUACACUCUGUUCCUCACUUGGUCAGCCAUGACUAAUGAACCUGAUCGUUCCUGCAACCCCUCCUUGGUGAGCAUCAUUACACACUUAGCUUCACCGACUGUGUCUCCUGCAAAUUCAACUACUCUUGCUCCUACCUCUGCUCCACCAUCACAGAAUGGACACGUCCUGGAUUUUGAUAAUUUUUUAGGGGUGUUGAUCUUUGUUUGCUGCCUUCUGUAUUCUAGUGUCCGCACUUCGAGCAAUAGCCAAGUUAAAAAGCUGACCCUCUCAGGGAGUGACAGUGUUAUCCUCCGUGACACCACCAAUGGAGCCGGUGAUGAAGAAGAUGGACAGCCUCGGCGGGCUGUGGACAAUGAGAGGGAGGGAGUGCAGUAUAGCUACUCCUUAUUCCACUUGAUGCUCUGCUUUGCUUCCUUGUAUGUCAUGAUGACCAUAACCAGCUGGUACAGCCCUGAUGCCAAGUUCCAGAACGUAACCAGCAAGUGGCCAGCUGUGUGGGUCAAAAUGAUCUCCAGCUGGAUGUGCCUCUUCCUUUAUUUCUGGACUCUUGUAGCUCCACUCAUCCUCACUGGUCGGGACUUCAGCUGAACUUUCAAGGCCAAGGACACUGCUAAAACUUACAAAGGUCUCCUUUGCUCCAAAACUCACAUCCCUUUUAAGUUUGCGUCAACUAAACUAUCAAUGUGAACGCUUUGCAGAGUUGACUAUAUUCAGGUUUAUAUCAAAAGGCAAGAUUGAAUAAUGCUUGAUGCAGAAUCUGAGCUUUUCAUUUCUGUAUGAAUAGUAUGUUUAUUUGUAGGGCUCUAGCACAAAGGGAACAUUUUAUGUUUUAACGUGAACUACAGCUGUGCUGUGAAGAGAGUUCUUUAUAAAGACCUGUAGAUUCCUACAACUUUGGUUUAAAAUAUAAGGUAGAAGAAUGUUGAAUAUUUGAAGCUAUCUUUAAUAUAUUUCUAUUGCAGUCUCCUUAAAAAGCAAAAAAAUAAUGCAUUAAUGCACACUUUCUCUGUAAAGGUCUUUACCAUGUGAUACAGGCACUGUUUCCUACAGAGACUCUUGAGAGAUGCAGCGUCCUGGUUCUUGGGCAAGGAUUAUGUAUGCAGGUCCUUCCCAGAGGGGUGCUUGCUGACAAGGCUUCAAGAGGCUACAUCUUGAGUUUAUGUAUUUACCUUUUAAUACUACAGCAUUGAUGCUGCUUGGUAGAAUUCUGUGGCUUUGCCAGAUAUGUUCAUUUCAAUAAAUGCUUUGUAGGUUUGAUUAAAAUGAAAAUUCACUGGGGAAACACUGCAAUGUCCAUGUAAUGAUCUUGUUUUGAAUAUGUAAAAGUAAAAUGCAUGUCAGUUUACUAUAUUUGCACUAUAAAGGUAUUUGAUUAAAAUAGACAUUAAGUUUG
Nannospalax galili (Upper Galilee mountains blind mole rat) is the source of this 2341-nucleotide messenger RNA. It is a transcript of the gene Serinc3, whose product is annotated as serine incorporator 3. Lineage: Eukaryota; Metazoa; Chordata; Mammalia; Rodentia; Spalacidae. The transcript has 10 exons. Gene Ontology annotation, cellular component: membrane. Bases 118 to 1536 code for a protein of 472 amino acids. The record is from RefSeq and is a predicted model, not a curated record.